GAAAGCCCUCGCUUGCUACCUCCUGUAAAAUUAUCUAUCUUUGCCUAUCUCUACGCAAUAUUGUUGUUUCUUUCGGUUGCUCUCGUGAUAACAUAGCUAUGAUGCACGUGAUCCCCCCGCCCGGUAAUUGGCCGAAAUCUAACGACUCACGACAUCUGUCAACAUCUCCCGAGAUGAAACGUAGAAUUGGACCAGAACUACACCAAAAGCCUCGAAAACGUGUCACAAGGCAGGAUCCGGUAUCUUGCGAAUCAUGCAGGCGCAAAAAGCUGAAAUGUAACCGGCAACAGCCAUGCAGCAGCUGCGUCACUCGGAGACUGCCAUGCAGCUAUGCCAUUGCACCGGGGGCGGCGGACACGCAUAAUGUAGGAUCGGAAGAUGGAAGCCGCAGGGAGGCAACUGCUCUUGGCCAGGGAAACACACCCGAGCUUCAGGAGAUGCGAAGUGCGGAUACACACCCUGCUACGAACUCUCAGCCAUCGUACCGCAGCCGAGAAUCACUGAUGACAGCGGACUGGCUGGAGAACAUUCAUAUGGGUCAACGAGUUCCAACAGCAACACCAAAGUUGCUGAGAGAUGAACUCGAUGAGCUGCGGAAUAAGGACGAUUUUGCUCCUCCGGGAACAUUGCUCCCGGUUUCCUGCCGAAGUUGGAACGCCUCUCGAGAGGAUCCUGCGACAGUUAAUUUGCUAUUGUUUCUCCCCCAUAAGCAUGAGGCUAUGGCACUGUUUCGAUAUUAUACCAGCUGUAUUGACUACCUCUAUCAUAUCAUAUUUCCUAAGCGCGCGGAGGGUCAGAUAGAUGGUAUCUACCGAGCCAUUGAAAGAGGCCAACCGCCUAAUUUGAACCACUUAGCCCUCUUUUUCAGUAUUGCCGCCAGUUCGUUGUUUUUGCAACUAUCCGUGGAGUCUUCUAUUCAUGCAGAGCUUUGCAGUCGCGAGUUUUCGUUUUUGACCGGCGCCGCUCUGAUUCAAAGCAACUACCCAGUCAAUCCCACGGUCGAGGGCUUACAGGCAGCAAUGGUUAUCAUGCACCAUGCAUCCAAUAUAAGCUGCCAUGCAUCAGUUAGUGGUCUUUUCGUUCACGGCGCAGUUAUUAGCCAAGCAAAAAAUCUCAAGCUGCAUUGCAUCGAUUCACCGCGAUUACGGGAGGAAAGGGAGGCUAAUUCAUUCGAUGUGGUGGAGCUAGAGACAAAGAGACGGCUUUGGUGGGAUAUCGCAUCAUAUGACUGGUAGAUCGACCACUCAAUCUUGACGAUGACGAGUUUGAGGGAUAUGGUGGAUUGUCGCGACCGAGCUCGAUACCAACGGACAUGUCCUUCUCUCUCGAGCGACUUAAGCUUGGUAUCGUGUGCCGUGAAGUUAUUGACGCUACGUCCCAUGAGCACCUAUAUGGAAUAGAAGUCAGCUACCCGAAGAUUCUUGAACUUGA
Molecule: messenger RNA, 1431 nt
Organism: Aspergillus pseudotamarii
Lineage: Eukaryota; Fungi; Ascomycota; Eurotiomycetes; Eurotiales; Aspergillaceae
Product: Zn(II)2Cys6 transcription factor
Exons: 2
Coding region: 99-1235 (378 amino acids)
Biological process (GO): regulation of DNA-templated transcription
Molecular function (GO): zinc ion binding; DNA-binding transcription factor activity, RNA polymerase II-specific
Source: RefSeq, a predicted model, not a curated record